UGCCCUUGGUGAAGCUUCGCCAGGGGAGCAGCAAGGUUGGGGCCAGAGGGGAAGGCGUUGGGCCGGGCUGGCAGCUGGAGGCUCCCAUGUGGGGCCCUGCCCCCUGCCAGGGAGGGGCUCUGCUGCUGCACCUUGCAGCUCCCUCCAUGAAACCACCUGCUUUCUCUUUUUCCUCCUCUCCUUUUGUGAGAGGAGGUGUGACCCCAUUUUGGCUGCGCGAUGAGUCAGCAGUUAAUAUUAAGGGAGAAGAAACUAGGCUGGAAGGGCAGUUCUGCCAACCUCUGAUAGUGGUUAGGCUUUCAGCAAACCCUGCUGCUAUUGCUUCCUAUAUUGCACUGUGGAAGUUGCAGUGCGGGCCGUCGCCCACGUCUGCAGCUGUUGCGCUUGCAGUGCCUUCUGGUACUGUCUCCUCCACUCCUUGCAGCCUUCCCGGGGUCGUCCUGAUCCAGGCUGUGUAUCCUUAGGUCGUUACAUUUAAAUAAUGCGAGAUUUUCGAAAUCUGAGACGGGAACCCCUUGUUCUGAUCCCACCGAUGCUACUGCCAAAGCCUCUUUUAAGGAGGGAGGCAGGUGUGCGGCUUCAUUGAAGUAUAGUCUCCGAUCCCAAAUUUUACCUCGUACAUGUCAGAACUAGCAUCGUUAGAUAAAUUCACUUAAAAGUGCACCUUGUGCAUAGUAAUGGGAUUAAAUUUGCAUUUUCUGGCCCCGAGAAUUGGAUGCAUUAAGCAGCUGUACCAGAUCUGGAGACUAGAUAUCAAGAACAGAGUGAUACUAUGACUGUGACAGUGAGCGCUUCUUGUGUGCAUGCGUGCAUGCUUUAUUAGUCUACAUGAAACUGGCUCAUGAGGCCUGAAUGUGGAAUGGGCUUCAGUGUGUCUCUUGUUAAACAGGACUUACUGCAGCUUUAUUCUGAACUAGCUAAUCCUACCUGGAAAACAUUCAAUAGCUCAUGUCAGUAGAUUGUUCCUGUUAAGUGGUCGCUGGUGAGAGAAGUGUUAAACUCUUGAAUUGGGGGGGAUGGGAUUCCAGAUCUAUCAUUAAGGACUUUUUUUGAUCGAGUAGUUCAGGAAUAUGUCAAUGAAAAUCAGGGCAACUCUAAACUGGAGUUGUAGCCUGCUUGUUAGGAAAUGUCAUCCAGGCAGAAUUUCUGUUGAGCAUCCCGAGGCUGGUGGAAGAACUUAGGGUAUGUGCUUGCUCACAUAUAUAUGUAUGCAACAGUGGUAUGACUCAGGCCUGUGAAUGCAAGGGAGAUUUUUUCUUCACGUGUCAAACUGCUACUCUACUGGGGUAACUAGAUUACCCUGUUGACUGGCAAUAAGAUAUGGCUGUUUUUAAACUGGGUUAGUCACUAUAAAGAAAAAGCAUCAUGAUGGCUCGUGGUAAAUACGAGUAACUCGUCUCAGUUGUUUUGUCCCCCUCCUGAACACCGCUGGUUCACAGUGCCUGGUACUUUUGUCAGCAAAGUACAAGACAGGCUGAUGUGAGCACCUACUCACAUUGGGUGGUGGGCAUGUUGAUGAGGACAGUUAAGUGUAGCUUACAUGGAUGGUAAACCUCCAGUGUGUGUAAAAAGCAAGCUUAAUUCUUAGUGUCAUUCAAUUUAGCACUGAGUUAACAAAAGUUCCUGUACUAUAUGUCAAUCUUGGCAGGAAUAUACAUUUCUGACAACUCUAUUAAUAGAGGACCCGACCAUCUCCAAGAACUGGAGGCCACUUCGAACACUUCUGUAUCCUGUUACAACAUAAUCUAGCAUUUCUCCACCUUUCCAUGAACUCAGUCACUGGCAAAGACACCUCUCCUGUGAGUGGUGUAUAUUAUUACCCUUUUCUGUAAGAGGAAGAAAACCAUACUGUAGUAGGUCCAGGAAGGUGUAGUGUAAAGUGGGAUGGAUAACCUGGAUUCCUUUUUUUUCUGGCAUCAGGGCCUGGCUUAUAAAGAUACUGCAUAUGUGAUAGUGGGAGGUGGUUAAGAGUUCUGCAGUCUCCUCUAUCAAAGUGAUUUGCAUUUAACCAGACAAAACUGGAAUAGGUCCUCUUGUUUGUUGGAGAGACAGUUUUUUUGUUUUUUUGACUGAGUCAUACCAGUGUAUUCCCAACAGCAAGCGAAACUCCCAAGGAGCCCCAGCAAUAGCAUGAAACCAUUUUUUCCCCUUAGUAGAGGUGGAAAUGUUACUUGUCCUUCCAGGGUACACACAUUCCCCUUCUGCGUUGUAGCAGAUACUAGUACCCAGAGGGGCGUACCUCCCCUGCACCAGCGGAAGCGAAUCUCUUCUGUUGUGUUAGUACCCUGAAUCCCCAUACGGCACUGAAUAAACAUCUUAGUACUGCAACUGUUCCUUACUGAAUUCACUUGCUAGCUGGUAAGCUUGCAGAGAGGCUGCCUUUCCCGAUCUCUGCAGCCCCUAGAAGGGCAGCUAAUAGGUUACCUUCCCAUCUCUUUCUUAGAUGUUUUUCCCAUGCGAUGGCCUAAAUUCAACUGCUAUUACAGUAGUCCUUGUUGAUAACAUUUCAUUUGUUACAGAGGUAUUGCCCAAAGCCUGUUUGUGUUAGGGUCGGCAACCAUGGGAGUUGUGCUUUAACAUUUACAAGAUCAGAGUUUCGCUCAUAGCAACUUAAUAGGCUUGAUCAUGGUGUCUGGUUUGACCCCAUAUAUCCCGUGGUGUUAAAGAUACAUCCAUCCCAAAACAAGGUCCCAAGCGGUACUUUAGUAAAAGCUCUUCUGGUUGGGCUUGGAUUGUCAGUAGCCUUGGCUGGCGUGAUUUUAGUUUCUUGGCCAAAACCAGGGUUGGCCAAUCAGAACAUCAGUAAUAGUCAAUCAAAAUAGACAGUAGCAGCUGGUAAAACAGUCAGAAUAGAUGAGAAUGGUCCUACCUCUUGCACCACAAUAAGCUAGUCAUAGAGAUCUGGCUAUAGAAAAGUGGUGUGCAUUUAGCACACCUAACCUUUUCCUAUGUGCGCCACAUGCAGUAAAUGGCCUGUAGACCCAUAAUACGUCUCUCUUAUAUGCUGUGAUCAGUGAAAUGAAAUUUCAGUGGCAGCAUGGACAACUACUAUUAUGCUCAUUGAGACACGUGGGAGCAUGUCAUACCUCUUAGUUACCGUUUCAGUCAGGUAGUCUGGCAACUCUUUAUAUCCAGCUCAAUCUGAAGUUGCCUUUGUAACCUGUAACAUAUGGGCUUCAGGUCUGGUUUCUUUUUUUUAACUCCUUAGAUUCUGGAGCCCGAGAGUCACCAAAGGAAAGGAUUAGCUCGCUGAGCUGCUGUCAGCCUAUGCAGUCUAGCCCCCCACACUUUAUACCACCCUGGUGUAGGAGCAGCUAAGUCGAACCACCACUCUGUGCCAGUGGACCUGGAGCGAGUUCAAAUUGUUCACAAGUGCUAUGCAGGCUUUCAACCUAAAAGUGCUCGCAGCUUCAUCCUAAAAGUGAAUGUUCUGCAAACUGUUCUGCUGGAGAGGAUUUAGCAGAAAGGAGAUGAGUUUGCUGAGUUCACCUUCUCUGUCAAGCUCCCUAUUCUGUGGAUUUAUGUAAUUUCUGUGGUGUUUCUGACUAGAUGUGCUUUACGUAUAUAAAACUAGACCCUGGGACCAACACUACAACAUAUAGCCAAAGCUGUUUUGCCUGAGUUGAAGCCCACUCCUAUUUAGAGGGUUCAGGAGUUCAACUCCUAGUCAGAUGUUGCUGGGUUGAGUUCCACUGGGAAGUAUGGGGUUGCGGGGGAAAUCCCAUGAGAAAAGGAGCUGGCAGUUUGGCAAGCACAGGUCGAGGACCUGGAAGCAAGCACUGCAGUAUUCCAGCACACCUUGUAUAGCACACCUCGCCUCCCUGCAGUAUCUGAGCACAGUUUUGUUUCCCUGUAUUGCAGUCACGCCUACAUACCCCAGCUGUAAUUGGAGCCUUCCUAAGUUAGCAUUGUGUGAACAUGUAGUAGGAUAGUCCAUGCUCCUGUGUAAAGCUUAGAAUCCAAAUAUGUGAGAUGGAAAAAACGGUAGGAAGGGAAACAAUUGUGUAGCAGUGACUUGAUAUACCUAAGAUCUGUGAACAAGGCACUGUCAGAGCCAGAAGUCCAAUCUGGGUUCAGCUCCCAAUCCACGUCCCUGUUCAUACGAUUAUGCUUCAUCUUGCAAGUAUGUUGACACAUGGAUAUAAUAUUUACCUUCAGUCGUAUGUGAUUUAAUUUGCAUCAUUCGGUCAUUCCCUAAUGUGCCCAGCAGCAUUCCAGCAUGCUCCAAAGCCCUUGGUUCUUGUGAUGAGUAACUUCUGAUGGAGUAACUUGGUUGUGGAAGUAAAGAAAUGAAGUGAGGGGGACCUAGCACAUGAAUCCUUGAAAUUGCCAAUAAAACCAGUGAGGAAAGAGUGCGGGGUUCGAUCAUAGUCCAGUCCUCUCUCUAACUCACAAAAGAGUUAUCAGUAUUCGUAUGGCUUCAGGCCCUGUCUAAAGCAUUCUGCUAAAGCAAAUUUUCUUAGCCACUUGUUACAAGAUCCUUUUCUGCCAAAAGUAUCCUGUGAGCCAUUGCAAAGAUUCUUGAAGUGCCUCCUUAGAAACACAGUGGGACAUGACUUGCUUCAGUGAGCAGUGCGAGCCAGCAUAUAGUUUUGAGGAGCACCUAAGAAGUGUUGAUGGCCAGGCCAGGGACUGAAAGUAAAGGGUGUAACAUGCAGAAGUGUAGGACUCUUGCCGACUUAGCACAGUAAAUAAGCUGGCACUAGUUGCUGCUGAACUCUCCCCACAGUGAACUUGUCCUCAGGAGGAUUUCACUUUAUGAUGAGGUUUGGUUGUUUUUUCCCUUCAAUUUUUUAAAUCCUAUCCAUCCCCUAAAUGGAGACAACUAAAAUAAUUUAGGACAUGGCUGUCCACUUGGCCACAUGUGUCUUGUAAGUGAUUAAUUUGUAGCUCCCCCACCCCCUGACUGCCGCUAUCCUUGUUGCUCCAGCGGCUGCUGCAGUCAGGGGCUCCAGGCUCCCCUUCCCUUCUGGCUUUCACUUUGUGCCCCUGCUCCAGAUGCAGAGGUAGAGUAGGGUGGCAGGGACCAGCACAGCCUACAGUGCCAGGGGAGCCUACAGCCAGGGAUGGGGCUGCCACCUACCUAGUGUAGCAGUGGAAGGAGAGGGGACCUUUCCACCCAUGCGGUGCUAGGAGAGCUUGCAGCUGGAGGGGUGAGGAGGAGAACAUGGCCACUGCUAGUGUGGCCCCCAGCCACUAAGAAGUUGAACAGCCAAGGUUUAGGAUGUACUCUAAUAUUUCUUUUCCUAGUCAACAAGACUGCUUUUGGAAACAAAGGGUUAUUCUAAAUCUAACCUGAAGUUCUGAGAGCCAAACCAGGCUUUGAUCCUGUUCCUGUUUUUCAAUCAAAGGGAAAAACUCCAUUGACUGCAAUGAAAUAGGUUUGAACUCUUAACCUGCCAUGUAACAUUAGUGCGAAUUUAACGUCCCAGGUGAUAAAUUCAUAUUUUAUGUGUUCCAGUUGACACACGCUAUAUUCAGACACCUAUCUUAUUGGGAUCUCACUCCAUCUUCAAGUGCUCUGACUUGUUUUGAUGUAAUUAGAACAAUGUUGAAGUGUAACAGCACCCACUGACUAGCUCUAUUUGGGGGGAAAUAGUUUCAAAGCAGAUAGGAAUUGAUUAGACUCAAGCACCUUUAAACCUUCAAAUGGCUGUUCAGACACUAUAAAAAAUCUGGUAUACUUAUGGAACUCUAAAGAUACAGUUAAACUAUAUAGCUUUUUGUGGCAGAGGAGAAAGCGAGGUUCCCUUUUGUACCUGUAAACUGAUGCAAAUAUUUAAAAAAGUUGCUGAAUUUUGGUUGCAUCAAUAUUUAGGUGGUGUGACAGGGCUGUAUUCCUUCAGACCUAGCUUUGGCUUAGCACCCCUGUUGUGAAACCUUGGCUCUCCUAGGAGCAGAAAUUCUGAAGAAUGUAGCCUUGUAAGCCAAAAGACUCCUCAUGUGAGUAAGAAAAGAUAUAAAAGAAAUGGCCUGGUGCUUGCUCUGGCAGAGUUUCAUAUGGAGUAUUUAUCGUGUGGGGUCUUCAGGGUGGCAGGCAGCAGCAAUUCACAGAUAAUGCACUAGAACAGCAUUUCUUGACCUGUGAGUUACGACCUAAAAGUGGGGCGCAAGAAUAUAUGAGAGGGUCACAAACAAACCUUAAAAAAAUGGGUCAACAAACUGUAAAAAUGGAUUCUCCUUUAGAGGAGAGCAAUGUGGGGAAGCUGUGCGUGGAACUCUGCCAGCCUGCAAGGGGCUGGUUGGGGCUGAGGGGAGCAGGAGGAGGGCAAUCAGGCGGGGGGUGCCACGUGCAUGUGGCAGCUAGGCAGCAUGGAGCGCAGCUCCUCGCAGGUAAGUCUGUGGGGGUGGGGUAUAAAUUACAAGUCAGGGAGGCACAGGUGACACUGCCUGCCACCCCACGUCCUCUCCAGGGUAGAGCUGUGGCCUGGGGAGCAGCGGCGGCAGCUGGGCCAUGGAGGCAGGGUAGAGCUGCGAUCUGGCACACAAGUGGUUGGCGGCAGGAGAAGGUAAGGGCAGUGCGGCUUUCCCCACCAAUCCAUUACUUUUCACGCUGCUGAUGGCAUGGCUGGUGCAGGGGUUCUGGCAGCAGUGCGUCUCACUGCCCCGCUCUGCCCUCCUGUGCCAAGUCCUGCCUGCUGGGUCACGGAAGUGGCUUCUGCCCGUGGCGGUCCAGCCAGGCUGCAGUCCCAUGCCCACUGUGGGUGCACAAAUUGGAGGUGGUGACGGGGCAUUCCCCACCCUUCCUGCCCCACACACCAUGGGCUUGGGUCCUGGGGGCAGCAGGUCAGGAGUGAGGAGCACCAGCAGGGCUGAGGGGUGAAGGGCUGUGGGUUGGGAAGGAGGGGCAUUGGCAGGGCCGGGUGGCCUUUUUCUACGUAAACUAUUUACUGAGUCAGGACUGGCCAUCAAAGUUUACAAAUGAGUCUUGGUACAAAAAAAGUUAAGAACCACUAAACUAGAAGGAGCAGUGAUUGUUGGAACAGGGGAGAAGAGAUGCAGAUGUAGGCUGAUGAUGGAUACCAAGGAAGAUACCAGGGGCAGCAACAGAGUGGGCUGACUGCUGGGAAAGGUCAGGCCUGUUCCUACAGCAUUUUAUACCAACACCAGAUGAGUCCUCCAUUGGGCAAAACCUUUACAGAGAAGCAUGGGUCAAGUUGAACAGACUGCGAUCUGGAUAUGGAUAUUUAAAAAAAACACUUCACGACGAUGAACCUCUUGGACAGCACCCUGUCUGAAUGUGGUGUCCAGCAAACAGCACAGCAUUUAAUCAAAAGCUGCAAUCUUUACAAAUGCCCAGAUGGGGUAGGUGGAAUCCGUACAUUGAGCAAUAAUACCAGACAGUGGCUUAUAGAUUUGGAAUUUGAUAUCUGAUGUCAUAUGAAAAAAAGAGGAACAAAGGCCUAGAAGAAAAAUCUUCUUGCAAAAUUAGCCUUCCUUCUUGGUACCUUUUGCUGCUACACUUUGUGAGCCAGGAGGAGAUGGCAGCAGUGGUCCCUUGGUAGCAAUUAUAUAGCCUAACAUCAAGUGGUUCUUAUUCCAUUAAGAAGUAGCAUCUAAGUAAUAGAAGACAGAGAAUGACAUCCCUUAUUUGUGACUUGUGUCCGGUUGGUUUAGGUGGAUAAUUGGAAUUUGACUCUAAGCACAAAAUAGUUUUUAUAAAAAGUUAAUUGAGGGGAGGCAAGGAAGUGUUCAGCACAUGUGGUAGAUUUACUUACAUAAAAUUAUCAAAACAUGGCCUACGUUUAAAAUGUUUAUCGCACAAGGAAGUAUUAUCUAUUAAUGAAUUGAACUGAUUGUUUCUGGUCCCUGUGUCCUUCAACAUGUUAGUACUAAUAGAUCUCUUCAUCCCACAUCUUGGUUUUUAUUCAUGGAUUAGAAGAGGAAAACAUGCUUUCCUGCUUUUUCAACUCCCAAUUGAUUUCUCAACUCUGAAUGAACUAGUCAUUGAACUGAACUUGUUCAAUAAACUGAAACUAAGAAAACUUUCUGUUAGCAGUAACCUCUUCUGCCAGUACAGUCAACAUUUUUUGUUCAGGACUUCAACAGACUCUGCUUAGCCAGAAAUGUCUGUUGGUUCAUUGCCCUGAAUUUGGCAAUGUCAGUAGCAAGCAUGCAUGCACAUCUGUCUUUUUUUUUUUUUAUUUAAUCUGAACAUUUUUAAUAAAUGCCUCAACACAGAUUGUUGUCCUUUUGAAUUUUUUUAAAAACAUUUAUCUCUUAAAAAGAGAGACCUAGCUGGGGAAAAAAUACAUAUAAUGACCUUUCCACUGUCUUGUCCCUGUGGGCUGGUCACUUAUAUCAGGGGUGGGAAAAAUACAGCCAUGGGCUGGAUCUAACCUGCCAAUUGAUUGUAUCUGGCCCAUGGCUGUCCCUGCCCACUCCCACCUGGGGCAGCUCGAGCCAGGCUCCCACCUGCAGCUGUCCCAUAGCUCCUGAGGCCCCAGCCAGCAUGCACAGCUUCCUGGCGGGGCUGCUGCCACAGCUGCCCAGGUAUUGCUCAGUUCCUCCUCCUGCUGCUGCAGCACAACUGGGCAGCAGGUAGUAUGGGGAAAUGAUGGCAGCCAUGGGAGUGCACACUGGGCACCAUGUGCCCAGCUAGGCCAGGGGGGAAGUUGCAGCCAGAAGGCUCCUACCCCAGUGCACAGGGCUCCAGCUCCAGGCCUCCUUCCAUUCAGUCUGUCCACCUGGCACGAUGAGCAGCCACUUGCAUCAGCCGAGUGGAUGGAAAGCAGCCGUGCCAUGAAGCUGUGCAUACUGGCUGGGGCCAGGGCUGGGGUGGUGUUGACAGGCGUGGAUGGGAGUACAGCAUAGGUUGCCCCAGGUGAGAGCAGACAAGGCAGAAUGUCAUGGGGCAGCCAUGGGCUGGAUUGGCGGGGAGUGGGGGCAGAGACCACACUUGCACCUCACUAGCCAGUCCAGCUCUGCUGCAUGUGCCUCCUGCUCCACCCCACCCCUCCCCUCCCAGCCAGCUCCUAGCGCCUAGCACGCCAGCAGCCCCCCUACCCACACAGUCCCCCCCAUGCAUACCCCUACACACACAAUACACAAAACUAAGUAUUUUGAGCUGUUGUGCAGUCACCUCUGUAUGCACUACUCAAAUCAGGGCAAAAAUUAUUUUCUUGACAUAAAAAUAUGUUAUAGUAGAUGUUUGGUUUAUUUUAAUAUCCUUUGUUAAAAUGAUAGCUUCUGAAAGAUUUUACGUGAGGCCCUCGACAGCUCACCAAAACUCAUUAAGUGACCCUCCAGCUGAAAUAAUUACCCACCCCUGCUUUAUAUCCAUGUAAGCAGGAAAGAUAGGAGAGCCUGAAUGUAGGCACAGGCUCAUUUUUACCAGUCAUGGAUGGAAGAGUUGUGGUACAGAAUGACUAAACUACUGUCAUGUAUAUAGGCCUGCUGCUCUCCUUUCACUAGGAUCAAUUUGAACGCCUUUUUUCUUGCCUUAAGACAUUCACUCCAAGAUGCUUGUAUUUAGAUUGCCAGUGCUUGUCUGUCUUAAAUGACAGGCAUAAAUUAAGUUCUUAAAAUGACAUGCAGCUAAAAUGAAUGGCAGUGAUAGAGCAUCUUCUGUUUUUUAAAUGAUGUUCGACAGCUUAGCAUUUAAAAAAACCCUACUAAGAGUUGUAUCUUGUAUUUCAGCGCACAGAGCCUUGGGGAAACAAAGCGCUAAAUAAAGACAACAUGUUCCAUCAACAGCUUAUCUCUAACUCUCUUCACGGGAGGGAAAAUAAAAGCAGUACAUUGCUGGUGUUUGUAAAUAUUUCUUGGUAUACAAACUGAAGCAUAUACUUACAGAGACAAAUCAUCUAUUUGACCUGGUACAAUGGGACUCCAAAAUAGUUCAAGCACCAAGAGCUUGUCUAGACUAGAAAGUAUGCCAUUUGAAUGACACUAAAGUAAAGCUACAGAAGCAACCCUCUCUGUGGAUGCAGUAAUUAUUAUUGUUCAGGUGUAUAUCCCGCUUUGUCUGGAAAGGCUCAGAGCAGGUAAUAACAGGUAUAAAAGGCUUAUUCUAGUUUGGGAAGCAAACUAGGUUUUUAUAAUGAGAGAACUGCAUCUGCUCCUGAAUUCAUUGAAAACUGGAUUUGGGAGUAAGGAAGGACGGUCCAGAAGACUUAACUACUGGAGGUGGGUGGGAGAAACUAAGUGAAGAAUGUCACUGGGUAGGAAUGUCUGUGAUCUGGUUGUGGGUAUAACUCCAGUGUUGGCUUCGUCUCCUUUGCAAAGUAAAAUCAGUUUGUUUUUCUGUAGAUACUAUGCUGUGAACUCCUUUGGGGUGAUGAAAACGCAGGUGGCUUGAGCUAUAUUUGGCUGCUUAAGCAACUGAAUUGCUCCACCGGUUUACAUUUGCGUCCUUACUUUUGUUGCUUUUUUUUUUUUUUAAAGGAGCAUGUUCUUAAAGGGAGUUUGAAAGUAUUUCUUAGAAUAGAAAUGAAUUAAGCAUCAGAGCAUUGUAAGGGAAGAGAAAUCACGGUAUGCAGGCUGGAAAAUGUAGGCAACAAGAUGAAGUGACUUGCUUAUUCCAUUAAUGCUUGUUUUGUGACUUGGGCAUCUCCUGCAACUGUCCUAGACUUUGAAAACUAGAGCCCUUCUCAACUCUGUUUAACAUGCUACAAUAGCAAACUCUUUUAGCUUUCGGUCAGACAAGUAGUCCCACUGAAGUCAGUUGAAGCGCUCAUACCAGCAAAGACUAGACUCAUACUGGUGUGAUUUUCAGUCUUACAGUAUUUGAAUUAAGAGAUAAUAGUGUUACAUUUGAAGGGGGCAUGGCUAAAAACUAAGCAUUACCAAUUCAUAUCAUUUGGGCAGUCACUUUGGAGUGCAUUGGAGUUGGUCCUUGAGUAGGAUAUUUGGCUGCUUUCUCAAACCAAAGUAAAGGGGGAGUCAAUAGUCAUUUAUCUCUAAAAAGAGCUCAAACCCACAAGAGGGAUCCUUCACUUCAGCCUCGGGGAAGAUGUAUCAUUCAGCAUUUGUAAACUCCAAUAUGCUGCCUGUUCACAAGAACAAAGUAGACAAGUGCAGCAGGGAGAGUUGCCUGCCUGCUUAUAUUUAGCUUAAAUACAAGUAGGCUGCACUGUACUACUUUGCCUUUCUAGUUUUCUUGUAUUCCUGUCUCUUCCAUAUGCUUGACACACUCACACACAUCAAUCCUGGAUGUGAACUAGAUACAAACAAGGGGAAAUCAUGACAUUCUGAUAUUGGCACCUUAAAACUCUCUUCUUGGAAAAGCAAAGUUGUCUAAUUUCAAAGUGGGCAACAGCCAACAUGUCUCUAGGCAGGGAAGAAAAAGCCCAUACUUAAGUCACUUGUAACUUUAUAUGAUGCAAUGUGUAGAAGCCUUAAUCUGACUUGCUUCUAUCUGAAUACUUCUGGAAGAAAGGAUAUAACUCUGAACAUCAGCUUUGGUGCCCAGUCUCAGUUGUUUAGUGACGCUACUGGUAGGUGACAAAAUGCCUUGGGGGUCCGGUUGUCAGAUGUUUUAUCUUUUCUCUUGCAUUAGGUAUCAAACAGAAGUGAAAGCCUGUAUUCUAAGUUGAAGGAUUUGUGGGGUGGAGGGAAUAAAAGCCCCCUCAAAAUAAAGAUUUUCUCUGCUCUUUGAGGUUUGUCUGUCAAUGGUAUGGUCGCUUAUACCAUGAUAAGAGUGCCUGUCUCAUUCCUGGAUGUAUUAAUCCUCAAACACUGAUGUGAAGUCAGGCAGUGCUGCUGUCUCCAUUUUGCUGAUGGGGAAACUGAGGCAUAAACAGACUGACUUGUUCAUGGUACAGAGGGAAUUAUGUUAGAGCAGAAAGUCUCACAGGUCUCUAGAGUUGUCAUCUUUUCCCCUAACCAUGGAAAUACCUCUUUCUUAGUUAGCAAACUGACUCUAAAGACCUGCCUCAGAAUAGCGUGUGGUACAUACAGUCAAAAUCACAGACUUGUCAUGGGCAAAUAAUGCUUCCAGAGACUUAGUGGUAGCUUAAAUAUGGCAAGGAUAAGGUCCUGUGUCGUCUUUUGAGAUAUUCAUGAUCAAAAUGUGUAUCUGUUUUAAGAAGCUAAGAGAAUAAAUUUUAUAUUAUUGAAAGCAAUAAACCAGAAUCUGGUCAGUAGCAUUGUGAUCUAGCACAUUAAUAAAUCUCUUGUGUCUGUUUAGCUGUGCUUUUAAAACAGCAAGAGGAGUUGUGAGGUGAGUUAAUGCAGGCAGGCAACAUGAUAACCCAAAAGGGAGGUGAUGGAUGGAGAAUGAUGUAAUACGCCAGAAAUAAGGAGAUAGUUGCAGUGGAUUGUGUAUUUCCUUUAGCGGUGUGUCUUACUUUGCAGGCACUAACACAGUAAAAAUGGGGCACUGAAGUGGAAAAGUGAGUUAAUUUUCAUGGAAGAAUGAGUUAAUGGAAGCAUGAGUUAAUUUUCAGGGUGUGGAUUGCAGCCAAGGUGUUGGCUUGUUUCUAAUAAGAAUAGAAAGUCUUCAGGGACAUGUCAACCUCCUGAGAGGAGCAGAUGAAGGAAGACUUCCUUCAGCACUGAGAGAGGGUUUGAAUGUAUACCAUGUAUGUGUUUGUCUCGAGUGAUAUCAAGGGACUGGUUGCGUUAAUGACUGUUUGCUUGGAAGCAUUAAUAAUGCUGGAGAGGGAACUACUGUCAUAGCACAUAAGGAGGAUUUAAGGCAUUAGAGAACAAUACAGAAAACAAAGAGUGAAGAUCCAUACAAGGAAUUCUAAAGACGUUGCUAUCCCUUGUAGCUUAUAAGAUAAAGGCAGUAUUUUAAUGUAUUAUAUCUUUUCCUUUCACCCCUUCAAAGGUGGUACCACUCGCUUAACAAAUAGGGACCUGAGAUGCAGAGGGACUAAGUGGCUUGUCCGUGGUCACGGGAAGGCUGAGUCAGAACAGGGACUUGAGCCUGGGUCUCCCACAUCUUAGGUUUUCAUUAGAACCAAGGGACACUUGUUCUUCUUUAGAGGUGUUUUGCCCUUGCUUUUAGGGAAUGAAUCUGAGCUGAGUUCUGACUGACUGAAGUUUUUCUAGACUUUUUCUGUAGAUUACUUCUGGAUCCUGAAGAAAAGCUAAUCCUGAUCACUUGUCACUGAAGUGGGCAUAGCAGCACAAUUAGCUAAAACCUCUUUUAAUUCAUGCUCUUGAGCAGCGGACUGUGUGCUGUCUUCCAUGCCAGAGGCAGCUGCCUUUCAGUGAUACUAUAUGUAACUUGCAUAGAAGCUUGGCAUGAAAAACACUUUAUGAAAAGGAAGAUGCUUGCAAUUAGUAUGUCACAACUAAUACAGUGUGAUGUUACCCAAUGUUACGCAACGGCAAAAGGAAGACAAAACUUGGUCAGGUACCAUAAAAAGAAAACUUUCGCUUCUUAAUGCCAACAAUGGUGUGUGGUGGCAUAGAUGUUGUGUGUUAUCCCAGAGGGGAUAGUGCACUUGCCACCACUUUCGUUGAUACUUAGGAAUGUCCUCUACUUCUCUAAGGGUGAGGACCAUAGGAUGAUAGGAAAUAGUUCUGAAAAGAACCUCGCAAGAUUAUCUGGUCCAGGCUCUUGCUCAGGUUAGGAUCAUCUCUGACUAAAUUGUCCCAGCCAAGCAUCUAGCCAACCUGUUCUUGAAAAGUUCCAAGGAUGGAGAUCCUAUAACUUCUCUAGGUAGUCUGUUCCUAUACUUAACACACCUUCCCCCCACAAAUCAGAAAGUUCAUAGAUUCAUAGGUGCUAGGGUCAGAAGGGACCUCAACAGAUCAUCGAGUCCAACCCCCUGCCUAGGCAGGAAACAGCGCUGGGGUCAGAUGACCCCAGCCAGAUGCCUAUCCAGCCUUCUCUUAAAGACCCCCAAGGUAGGGGAGAGCACCACCUCCCUUGGAAGCCCAUUCCAAAUUUUGACCACCCUUUCUAUGAAGAAGUUUUUCCUAAUAUCUAGCCUAACUCUGCUCUCUGCCAGUUUGUGACCGUUGUUCCUUGUUUGUGACCAUUGUUCCUCCUAGUCUCCAAUUUAAAUUUACUCUGCUGCAGCUUAAGGCCAUUGUUCUUAGGCCACAGAGGAAAGCCUGUCUCUGCCCUCUCUGUAAUCACCUUCCAAGUAUUUGAAGACUGUUAUCAAAUCCCCUCCCUGCCCCCACAACCUUCUCUAGACUAAAUAACCAUACUUCUUUCAGCCUUUCCUCAUAAGUCUUGCUUUCCACACCCCUAAUCAUUUUGUCACUCUCCACUGGACUCUUUCCAACCUGUCUGCAUCCUUUGUGAAGUAUGGGGCCCAAAAUUGAACACAGAACUCCAGAUGAGGCCUCACAAAUGGUGAACAGAGCAGAAGAAUCACUUUCCUUUUAUUUGCAAGUGAUGCUCCUGAUAAUACAACCCAAUAUGCUGUUGACCUUCUUUGCAACAAGAACACACUGUUGGCUGUGUGGUUUAGCUUAUGGUUUGGUUGUGGGCUAUGUGAUGUGGGCUACUAUCAUCUUAUUCAGCUGAUGGUCUACUGCAAUGGUUAGACUUGAGGCACCGGUCAGAAAAUUCAAGCUCUUAUUUUUCUGUAGUUAAAAAAAAAAAAAAGUGAAAAGUAAUAGAGCAAUUCUUCUGUUGCAAAGAACUCAAACCACAGCAGGUCAGAAUGUUUUAAACACUAUUAAUUCCUAUUUGAAAUCUCUGGGUUUAUCUUAUAAAUCAUGCUUGCACACCAAGAGUGGGACAUGGUACUCUGCAGCAGAAUCCUUAAAAAGAUCUCAAGGCACCCCAGGGUCCCACAUCACACUAGUUGAGAGUCACUGGUCUACUGUAAUCCCCAGGUCCUUCUUUGCAGAGCUUCAGCCAGCCAAUCAUUUCACAGUCUGCAUUUGUGUAUUCAGUUAUUCUGACUGUACCCAUCUAUGCCAGCACAGUAAGUGACGCAGAGCUUGGGACUGCACUGCCUGAGCUCAAACCCCUGUCUGUGCUGGCAUGGUGAGACAUUGAACAUUCCCCCUUUAGGAGGCCUCCCUCUACUUGCCUGCCACAUCUUGAUCUUAAUGAAAAUAAAAGGGAGGCAUGUUGUCAACCAGCCUAAGGCACAUUCUAUUUGUAGGUGUUUCUUGGGGCUUCUCCUUCCCUACACCCCAUCCACACGCCAACCUGGGUCUGUCAGCCUUAUGGUGCUCAGUAUUCCAACUGUAGGCAACCAGCCAGGUUUAGUAUUGUUCUUUCUCCAAGAAUGUCUUGAUUAUAGAGAUGCAACAUGUGUGAUUAGUUCGAUUGCCCUUGAGAUGUUACAGAUUCAAUUCUUCCAUAAUUAAUUCAUAAGUCAAAAGAAAGGUCUUAACAUUAAUACAUAAAUCACUGAAGUUCAUGAUCAAGUUAAUUACUCACAAACAUCUGAAAUCAAUGAAGUCAUGAUGGUCUAAACUCAAGUACAAAUCAAGUCAGUUUAUAAAUAAUUUUCAGGCCAAGUGAGCCCCCAAUUAAUUAAUGGGCACUCUUAAUUCAACAAACUCCCCGAUUGUGUAGCCCACUCUUAUAAUCACUUAAUUAAUUCUGGUCAUGUGGCUUUGAUCUGUUCUAGGGAUCCGUCAGGAUACAGCACAACAAACAGAAACAAAGGCACACGACAACAAAAAAAGAAGUGGUAAUGUCCCCGCCUCACUCAUGCAUCCUACUUUUAACAUCUGAGUACUGGGGUCCAGGACAAAUCCUUUUCAGGGUGGCCCUGGAUCAUGGAAGAGAAAGAUACCCCUCUGGGUAUCCCAGCUGUGGAACCGGCUUGGUGCUUUCCUGGUCUCGGCGUUCUGGAGCUUGCAGCAACUGUGCUGCUUCCUGCUACCCCGCCAUAUGGUUUUGUUCAGGCUCUUGUAGCUGGUUCUUGGCACGGAUGUCUGACGUCAUGCCCCACGCACCUCUUCAGUCACAGAGAGCAUGUAUUUAUAAACUAUGGAGGUAGUUCUGCUCGCUGCUUCGUGGUCUCCAUUCCUGCACCUGCAUCAGGAAUCCCAGAUGGAACAGAAAGCAGUGCUCCAGCCAGGUGCAACUUCCUCCUUCGUGGCUUUACCAACUGCCACCUUCAAAACAAUAUAGGCAAGCAUAUUCCAAGGUUCCUAAAAUCCUAAAGGAUGUGUGCAAAUUGGAAGGAAGCUUAAUGACACAAACAGGAUACUGCUAGAUAUACAGACGUACUUCGGUAUCCAUGACAGCAAAGCUGGUUUCUUGCACACAGUCUUCCUCCUGUGCUACAUGCUAUCUGCACCCUUCUUCGGAUACCUAGGUGACCGAUACAACAGGAAAAUCAUCCUUGGUGCUGGCAUCUUCUUCUGGAGUGGUGUGACACUAGGCAGUUCAUUUAUCCCGGAAUCAUAUUUCUGGUUAUUCAUUCUUUCGCGUGGACUUGUUGGCAUCGGCACCUCCAGUUACUCCACUGUGGCACCAACUUUCAUUGCAAACCUAUUUGAGGAGGGGAAAAGGACCACAAUGUUGUCUUUCUUCUAUAUCUUCAUCCCAGUUGGAAGUGGCUUUGGUUAUAUUCUGGCAUCUAGUGUGACACAAGCUACUGGCCACUGGCAUUGGGCAUUCAGAAUAACUCCUUGCAUGGGAGGGUUGGCACUGGUCUUUCUCAUUCUGCUAGUCCCUAAUACAACCCAGAGAACAGCUAAAGGUUUUGGAGAGCAAGGCAUCACCAACACAACCCAGGGAGCAGCCAAGAAGCAUGAACCACACAGCACUGCCCACACAACCUGGUGCAAAGAUGUCAAAUCACUUGGCAAGAACCGGAGUUUCAUCUGGUCCACGUUGGGUUUGACAGCUGUGGCGUUUGUGACUGGAGCCCUGGGAUUCUGGAUGCCGUUGUUUCUAUACAGGGCUGAACUCCUCCAUGGCAUUGUCUCUCCAUGCCUUGAGGAGCCAUGCAAUUCCUCCAACAGCUUAAUAUUUGGAGGAAUUACUAUUGUGACAGGAAUUUUGGGAGUCAUCACUGGGGCAGAAGUUGCAAGAAGAUGCAGGAAGAUUAGCUCCAAAGCUGACCCUCUUCUCUGCUCCAUAAGUAUGUUCACCUCUGCUCCAUUCCUCUACGUGGCAAUCAUGGUGGCCCAGGAAAGCAUCACAGCUACUUACGUUUUAAUUGCAUUUGGAGAAUUUUUUUUAUCCUUAAACUGGGCCGUUGUGACUGACAUGCUAUUGUGUAUAGUGGAACCAAAUUGCCAAUCAACAGCUAUUGCACUGCAGAUUUUGGUGAGCCAUCUUCUGGGAGAUUCAGGCAGUCCGUACCUGAUUGGCAUGGCCUUGAGAACAAAGGCUACGUUUCAAAUGAAGAGGGCCUCGGGGAUGAGUUUCCCAAGGAGUGAAGGAGCUUCUGUUUCCCACCCCCAAUGAAGGUGCAGUUGGAGGAAGAGGCCAAAUCGCAAUCCCUCCAUAUGGCAGCAAAACCUGAAUACUAAUUUUUUAUGACGCUUUCAACUGAGAGUCAAAAACUGCUAUGGAAUUGGCAUAUGGUGAACCUCCCCCCAUCUGUGAAACUGGCAUGAGUGCUCUGAGGAGGUUGGUGGCUCUGAAAGCCAAGAAUAUAGAGCUGUCACAGACAUGACUAUUAUCCCAAAUAAGACAGUACAUUUUAAGGUGGAAUGUCUAGUAGAGAUGGGGCUGGGGUUCCUGUGAAUUCUCAGCAGGAUGAUAUUUGCUUAAAGGAUGUGGAGAACACAGCCAAAGCUGCAGUCUUCUCCAGCUCUUUUAUUAAUAACUAUGGAAGUCAAGAGCUAGCUGGCUGGCUAGUCAGCAUCUGGUGCCAAGAGGAAAGAGACAUGAGGUACCUCCAUGAAAUAUAUUCGUGGCCUCUUUAUAAUACUGUGGGACUCUUGUGAAGUACCAUUAUUCAUGUAUACCACCACUUAAAUACAAUGAUGCUUUCUGUUUUUAGCUUUGGCUACCAUCUGGAUCAUCUCUGAGCUACUGUUCAGAUACCUCUUCAUGGAUAUUGUCAUGGAUGAUUGUCGUCCCAUCCAAGGGCUGUGCCCACCUGCUCUGUAUUGUGAUCAAAAUGCUGAGGUUCUCCGCAGCGUCCCAGAGCCUGAGAUUUCUUCCUCACUGAAUCUUAGCAAGUUCUGGCAUUAUCAGCCUUUCACAUAAUACUGCCCCUCCUGAUGAACAGUAUGAAACAUCAAGCAUAACAAAGCAGGGCCAAGUGUGAAUAGCUGCUUGCUCUUGUAAACUGAGCACAUACUGAUGUGUGAGUUGUUUUGGGGGUUUUUUUAAUCUAUUCUAGAAAUUGAUUUGAACCUGGAAGGCCAAACUUGGUUUAUACAGUGCCAUUGCCCCACUGACUUUGGCGUGGUAACAGCUGGAGCAGAACUUGAUGUUCCCCCGAGUUAUAAAUAUCUCAAAUUUUUAAAAUGUUCAAGUCAGUGAAAAUGAACUUGGAGAGCUUUUAUCAUUAAUCAAAUAAAUGUCACAAUGCAGAACUAUCCAGGAUUCUCAAAUACUGAGCAGUUUCCAGGUGGUAGGAAUAGCAGAUGUUCUUCCACUAACAUUCUCUUUGGAAAGUACAUUGCUGCAGAUUAGAAGUAUUGCAAUGAUGGAUUCUCAAUACUAAAAAAAAGUUUUGGAAUACUUACAAUACUUACACAAAACCACACACAGCAGCUUUUCCUGGCAUUUUCCAAAUGCCUUGUGGAUGUCAAUGCCCAGACUCAGAUUCUUCCUUCAUGGCUGGCUGAAGUGAAGUCUGUAAUGGCUUCAUUUUGCUAUUUAGACUGAGGAAAUUGCUUUGCUAUGGCACUAGUUCCAUCAGUUUUCCUAACAUCGUACAAGUUCAGUGCCUCUUUAUGGGAUGGAUUCAGAAAGACUGCUGCUUUACUAGAGCCAGUCCCAGGCAUUAAGGAGUUAGCCUUUCAGGAGCUUUAGGGCACUUCAGUAAAAUUGUAGUUGUGCAAUAUGCUGUGUAGAUACACCGGGGUGGGCAAUUAUUUCGGGCAGAGGACCGCUUCCUGAGUUUUGGCAAGCCGGUGAGGGCUGCAUGACAGGCAGCCAAGGGAAGAUAAAUAUUAAUUUUCUAAAAUUUUUAGGGGCCCUGUGGGCCGGAUAGAAUGGCCUUCCUGCCCACCCCUGGGAUACACCCAGAUGUCCUGGCAAAUUGCUGAUGGGUGAAAGAACUAAUUGUUAGAGCUAAUUUAUAGAUGAUCCUACAACAAUGUCCUCGCUAAACACAACCUUCAAGACCAUCAACUUAUGCUCAGUCUCGGGCUGACAUUUUACUCAAAGCAACUUGAUGAUUUUUUUUGGAAUGCCUUCUGUAUUGGUGAUGACCCUGUUAAUAAGUUACUCACUUUGCAUGACUGUCAAACCACCACUAAAUUAAGCCGUACUCUUAAGAGUCCUGUGGAGGCACACAUUUGAUAUGAAUGAGAGGCCAAAUAGCUCCUCUGCAGAAGGCUUGAACUCCUUGGAAAUGGACAAAUGAACAUUUCACUGCAGUUUUUCCAAAAGCUAGCUGGGGUUUUUGUCAGGUUAGAGAGAGGUUUUUAACUAUACUUUUACUGGAUCCACCCAGCUAAAUGACCAGAUAUUCUGAGCUAUGCUCUGGCCUCUUUGGAGCUGGCAUCCCCUUCUGUCUUGCUGCUCAAGCUGUUGAUUCGGGGCUCUUGUACAUGUGUGAAGCUGCUGUGGGCUCUCCAAAACUGUGAAAUUAUUUCUGUGAGCUGUUUUCAGACUCAGUACAGGGUUUAAAAAGUCUUUAACCUCUGACGCACUUCAGAUGUAUUUGAUCAGAUCUUCAGUGUUUCUUGCCCCUCAGCUACCACAUGCAAUAUUAAACCAAGUAAGUAUUCCCUCUUAGGUGGGGUACAUGGAAGCAAUCUGACUCUUGAAAGAAUUGGCUGCAGAAUUUAUAGGUUGCAGUUAAAUUAACAGCCGGCAGCAAUACUUACAGUGAGGGGCUAGAGACACAGGUUGGCUCCUCAGAGGUGGCAGAAGUGGACUCCUCUCUGUAACUUCUAGAAUAAGAGAUUUGCAGGCACGUGGUAUCAUAUUUGCCAUUCUCUAGCAUCCCUACUGUUGGAAUGGAGGGACACUUCUGUUCAGAGUAGGUUCAUGUUGGCUAGAGAGGGAAAACCCCCUCUUAGAACAAUUCCUGAAAGUGCAGGAUACAGAGGAUGUAGUAGUUGAUUUGCUUAUUCUUAGUGCAUGAAAUGAGACAAGAACACAACAUUAAGUAUGGUGGGAAACUGCUCCAGACCAGACUAGGGACAGGAGGGGUUCUCCCCUUCACUUCUUUACUCCAGCCUAGAAAGUUGCCUAUCCUACUACAGGAUGCAUUUGGACUUUGAUUCAAACACCAAAUUCCUGCAGUUCAUAUCCAUGUGGUACUUGCUUAAUGAUCUCUCUUUACUUAAAAUGAAAAUGUAUCAGGCAUACUUAAGUCAGUGUGAAUUUGAUUCAGCUGUAUCCAGUUGCCUAGAAGAUGUUGUUCUGUCCUUUCUACUCUUGUUCAUUUAUCAUUGCUAUCUCAGUUGUAUUGUAUUUUCUACAAAAGUAAUAGCCUAUCUUAAUCCUCCCCACUAAAAUAAAAAUAAAAUGCACCAUU
This is a messenger RNA of Alligator mississippiensis (American alligator), 20495 nucleotides long. Its product is annotated as protein spinster homolog 3. Bases 16163 to 17293 code for a protein of 376 amino acids. The transcript has 12 exons. Gene Ontology annotation, molecular function: transmembrane transporter activity. The record is from RefSeq and is a predicted model, not a curated record. Gene Ontology annotation, cellular component: membrane. Gene Ontology annotation, biological process: transmembrane transport. NCBI's taxonomy places the organism in Eukaryota, Metazoa, Chordata, Crocodylia, Alligatoridae.